Gastrolobium bilobum is the source of this 1173-nucleotide messenger RNA. Its product is annotated as protein GET1-like. The transcript is spliced from 8 exons. Bases 419 to 946 code for a protein of 175 amino acids. Lineage: Eukaryota; Viridiplantae; Streptophyta; Magnoliopsida; Fabales; Fabaceae. The record is from RefSeq and is a predicted model, not a curated record.
UCUUCAGUUUUUUAUUCCUAAUAUUGAUAUUCAGUUUUAGAUUUGUAAUAAUUUAUAUUCCUGUUGUCACAAACUGUGAAUUAUCGUCGAGUUGUAGAUUUAUUCUCUUCCAUUCGCAUCUGCAUAUCUCUUUGGUUUGAGUUGAGAUGUGUCCCGUGUGUGGGCUUUAAAUUAAAUUACCUUUGAAGAGAAUAGUUUUAGGCUGCGUUUGGAUGGAGAAUUUCAGAAGCUCAGGAAUUUGAAAAUACAGCCAUAUUAAAUUAACCGGUUCAGUUACUUUCAUUUGUUUGGAUAUUUAGUUAUGCGAUUGAAAUUUUAGUGUAACAUGUUACUGGAAUUUUAAACUAGAGCGUAUGAGAACGGAAGCAAAAGAAAGCCAUUGAAUAGAGCUCUUUGAAGCUUUCAAAUUGAAUCAAGGAUGGGAGACGGAGCAAGUGAAGAGCAUCAAAGGUCACUAGCUGCCCCUCUCAUAUUUUUCAUCGUUCUCGCUUUUCAGUUUGCGUCGCAUUGGAUUGAUCACUUCAAGAAGAGUGGAUCCGUGAAUGAAAAAGGAAUUCAGUUGCGUGGAGAAAUAAAACAACUUUUGAAGGAGGCAAGCUCACUGUCGCAGCCAUCAACCUUUGCACAAGCAGCAAAACUCAGAAGACUGGCAGCUGCGAAGGAGAGGGAACUUGCAAAGUGUCAAAAUUUACAUGACAAGGACACUGCUUUGUAUUCACAAGUUCUGCUGGCCUUAAAGGUCCUAACAUAUUUAAUUCUGCUUAUCUGGUUUUGGAGUGUUCCUGUGGCUAGCAUAUCACAACAACUUGUGCAACCAUUUGGGAGAUUAUUAUCUUGGAGGACUGCAGGGGUUCAAAAUAACAAUAUUUUGGUAGGGAUAAUACCGUGGCUAAUAAUAUCUACCAGGGUUAGCCGAUUUAUUUGUAGACUCACUCAUAGCAAAUAGGUUGUCAUGAUCUUCAUCUAGAAUGACGGAAAAUUGCAAGCUGCUUGGAUUGGUAUUCUUGAUUUAAAAUGGAAAGAACAAAAUGUUAAAUAGAUUUGUACGCAAUGAAAUUUGUUCUUUCCUCAAUCCGGUCUGGUUGAUCAGUUUGUAGCAUUUAUUUAUUUUUUUGAGUUAGAGGCGACGUGUAAAAUUCAUUCAGCAUAUGCAACCUAAAUUUCCAUAUAUUA